UCUCUCAACACCCAGUCAUUUUUAUCUUUGGUAGACUAUUUUGGAAUGGCAAACCGCCCGCGUACAGUUUUAAUCACAGGUUGCUCCAAGGGCGGUAUUGGACACUCUCUUGCUUGCUCAUUUCAUGAUGCAGGGCUGCUUGUUCUUGCCACGGCUCGUGAGUUAAGCUCCAUGGAAGACUUGGCGACGCGAGGAAUCAAAACCUUCACUCUCGAUGUCACGUCGCCGGAAGACAUCCAGAGAGUGCGACAACAAGUCGAGGAGCUCACUGGACAUGGGCUAGACUUUCUAGUAAACAAUGCAGGCAAGAACUGCACCGUUCCUUGUGUCGAUAUUGCGGAUGACGAUAUACAAUCUACUUUUGAGACAAAUAUAUUCUCCGUGAUGCGAAUGGUUAGAGAAUUCACCCCUCUACUCAUUCAAGCCAAGGGAACUAUCAUAAACAUCGGCUCAGUGGCCGCCGUUAUUCCUUAUGUUUUUAGCGGUAUCUAUAACGCAUCAAAGGCUGCACUUCAUGCUUACAGCAACACUUUGCGACUUGAAUUAGCCCCGUUCGGUGUUAAAGUAAUGAUUGUGGUUACAGGAGGUGUGAAAAGCAGAAUAACCCGGACUAAACGGACGCUCGGAGAGGAUAGCAUAUAUCUACCUAUUUCCGAUGCCUUUGAACGCCGGGUUACACACUCACAAGAGGGUGCUAUGAAAAAUGAAGAUUAUGCUCGCUCCGUUGUCAAUCGGGCUUUACAUGUGAAUCCUCCCCGUUGGCUUUGGCAAGGGAACAAAUCAUGGAUCAUAUGGUUUUUGGACUCAUUUUUUCCUAGGAGCAUCUGGGACUGGAUACUGCCUUCUUUGUUCGGACUCACUCGGCUAUACAAAAGGGAUCAUCGCUCAUGAAUAAACAUCCAACAGAGUCGAAUAUAGACAGAAUGUCAUAUGAAUCAUCGGUGUCUGCUCUCAUCAUUAUUGUUUGCCGAUUUCAGGUUCAGUAAACGAAGAAAAUGGAGUGUAAGGUUUCAUGUAUGUCCUUUCCCACCAGCAGAUUGUAUUCAAAGUGUUAGAUCAAAUGAAGGUGAACCAUGACAAAAGAGAGGUGC
Messenger RNA from Aspergillus pseudonomiae, 1091 nucleotides. Its product is annotated as SDR family oxidoreductase. The coding region runs from base 46 to 891 and encodes 281 amino acids. The record is from RefSeq and is a predicted model, not a curated record. The transcript is spliced from 6 exons. Gene Ontology annotation, cellular component: endoplasmic reticulum; lipid droplet. Gene Ontology annotation, molecular function: triacylglycerol lipase activity; acylglycerone-phosphate reductase (NADP+) activity. Gene Ontology annotation, biological process: triglyceride catabolic process; phosphatidic acid biosynthetic process. Lineage: Eukaryota; Fungi; Ascomycota; Eurotiomycetes; Eurotiales; Aspergillaceae.